Molecule: messenger RNA, 354 nt
Organism: Protopolystoma xenopodis
Lineage: Eukaryota; Metazoa; Platyhelminthes; Monogenea; Polystomatidea; Polystomatidae
Source: the annotation of a GenBank genome assembly
AUGGUGGCCGUUCGUGAAUUCUCCAAUAGCCUAGCCAUUCGCCUUCGAGACCUGCUUCAACUUCGCUUAAAUGAGCUGAAGACAGCCAGUUCUGGCGUGCGGGAGAGUCGAGAUGAGGUAGCUCGCCAGCGCACAGCCAUUGCUGAGCUUCAAUCGCGUCUUCGAACCGCACAGCAAACUGCCGAAAGAAUGCGCAAAAGCUUAGUAGGCAGGCUCACAUGCCCUAGAUUUUAUGCUUUUCUGUCUGCAUAUGAAACAUUACGCAUUCUUUCCAACUUCAUUUUUCAUGGUAUCUACUUGAGCACCGCUCGUUUAACCUCAAUCAUUGCUACUUCAUGUCGGUGCCAUUGUUGA